GAUGCACAUCCGGGUCACGCUAACGCCGCGGUUUCCGCCACUCUGUUGGUUCCACAGUGGGUCCCGAGUGGUCCCAUGUCGUGCUGGGCAGUGUCUGCAGCCGUCUGUUUGUGAAGACCGCAGAGACCUGCAAUUCAGUCCUGUAAGUGUGUAAGGAGAUAGUGGUCCUCAUGGAGGAAGAACAAGACCUACCAGAGCAACCGGUGAAAAAAGCCAAGAUGCAGGAACCACGAGAACAGACUUUAAGUCAAGUAAACAACCCAGAUGCCAGUGAUGAGAAGCCUGAGACCUCCAGCCUUGCGUCAAAUCUCAGCAUGUCAGAGGAAAUUAUGACAUGCACCGAUUACAUCCCUCGCUCAUCCAAUGAUUAUACCUCACAAAUGUAUUCUGCAAAACCUUAUGCACACAUCCUCUCAGUUCCUGUUUCGGAAACCACUUAUCCUGGGCAGACUCAGUACCAGACACUGCAGCAAUCUCAACCCUACGCUGUCUACCCUCAGGCAACCCAAACUUAUGGACUACCUCCUUUCGGUGCACUGUGGCCAGGUAUGAAACCUGAAAGUGGUUUAAUUCAGACUCCAUCUCCAAGUCAACACAGUGUUCUUACCUGCACUACAGGGUUAACCACAAGCCAGCCAAGCUCAGCACAUUAUUCUUAUCCCAUUCAAGCUUCAAGCACAAAUGCCAGCCUGAUACCCACUUCAUCUGCAAUUGCCAAUAUUCCAGCAGCAGCCGUGGCCAGCAUCUCAAACCAGGAUUAUCCCACCUAUACUAUUCUUGGACAGAAUCAGUACCAGGCCUGCUACCCCAGUUCCAGCUUUGGAGUCACAGGUCAGACUAACAGUGAUGCUGAGAACACAGCAUUAGCAGCUACAACAUACCAAACGGAGAAGCCUAGUGGUAUGGUGCCUGCCCCAGCCACACAGAGGCUUCCCUCCGACUCCUCUGCAAGCCCACCUUUGUCCCAGACUACACCAAAUAAAGAUGCUGAUGAUCAGGCGAGGAAAAACAUGACUGUCAAGAACCGGGGCAAGAGGAAAGCUGAUGCCAGCUCUUCCCAGGACAGUGAAUUAGAACGGGUAUUUCUCUGGGACUUGGACGAAACCAUCAUCAUCUUUCAUUCCCUUCUUACUGGAUCCUAUGCUCAGAAGUAUGGAAAGGACCCAACGGUAGUAAUUGGCUCAGGUUUAACCAUGGAAGAAAUGAUUUUUGAAGUGGCUGAUACACAUCUAUUUUUCAAUGACUUAGAGGAGUGUGACCAGGUGCAUGUGGAAGAUGUGGCUUCUGAUGACAAUGGCCAGGAUUUGAGCAACUACAGCUUCUCCACAGAUGGUUUCAGCGGUUCAGGAGGCAGUGGUAGCCACGGUUCAUCUGUGGGUGUUCAGGGAGGUGUGGACUGGAUGAGGAAACUGGCCUUUCGUUACCGAAAAGUGAGGGAAAUCUACGACAAGCAUAAAAGCAAUGUGGGUGGCCUCCUCAGCCCCCAGAGGAAGGAAGCACUGCAGAGACUCAGAGCAGAGAUCGAGGUGCUGACGGACUCCUGGUUAGGAACUGCACUCAAGUCCUUGCUUCUCAUCCAGUCUCGAAAGAAUUGUGUGAAUGUUCUGAUCACUACCACCCAGUUGGUUCCAGCCCUGGCCAAGGUUCUCCUGUAUGGACUAGGAGAGAUAUUUCCUAUUGAAAACAUCUACAGUGCCACCAAAAUCGGUAAGGAGAGCUGCUUUGAGAGAAUUGUUUCGAGGUUUGGGAAAAAAGUCACAUAUGUAGUGAUUGGAGAUGGACGAGAUGAAGAAAUCGCAGCCAAGCAGCACAACAUGCCCUUCUGGAGGAUCACAAACCAUGGAGAUCUGGUGUCCCUGCACCAGGCUUUAGAGCUUGACUUCCUCUAAGAACUGGAAUGUAGACCCUUCCUUCCUUCCUUGUGAGCUUCUUUUUACCUCCAGCAGGAGCCAGAAGCCAGAACCCUCUGAGCCCCUUCUCUCCUGUCUGUCUCUCCGGGUCUCAGCGCCCCCUCCCCUUCUCUUCUGCUCUUUCUCCCUCCAUGAAAUGCUGGCGAGAACACAAUCAGAACCAACAACUGCAGUUAUUCUGAGUGAGCUGCAGCCCACAUCCCCUGUACAGCAGGAGGUGGCUAGAUAGAGCUGCAGACCGGCUGCCGCUACCGUGCUUUAAUUUUUCUGUUUCAAUUGAAAAAGGAAGAACAAGAAAAGCCGAUGCUCGGGCACAGUUGUACUCUUGCUGCAUGACGGACCGACCGGGAGCUGCUCCUGAUCUUGUGGAUGGAAACUGUCCCCUUGAGAUCGUCUUCUGUUCUCUUAGCUAUAAAACGUCUCUCCCAGUGAAUGGGUAUGUUAUUUUUAUAGGUGAGGGUCUGGCCUCUGCAGCAGCCUCCCCCACUUUUCUAUGAAGAAAGCCGUGUGUAAAGUUUCCGUGACAGUAGUAAUGGAAAUAUCUAAAAUACCUCCGUGACUGGACAGGACAGGACAGAGGCUCCAGUGCUCUGCUCUCUGGGGAGGCUCCUUGCCAUCUACAGGGCCCUGGUCACUUUAGACUGUGGCAUCUCCCAUCUUGUAAGCCUCGGUCUCCUUGGCAGUCCUUCUUCAUCUGUAUCUAAAUGGCACAACCCUGGAAACUCCUUCGCACAGACAAUAAAUCUAAGCCUUUACUUGUACUUCAGAAGCUCUGUCCCAGGAGGCUCAGCCUCCAGACUGGAGAGAAGGGCUCAGACUUCUUAGACUGUCACCCGUGGCUCCUGAGGCCAGGGUUCACCUCGUGCUCCUGCAGAGCAGUUCCUGUUCCCAGCAGAUGCUGGCCUCACGCCCUGUCCUCACAGCUUCCUGUCUCUGCAGCUCUGGCCAGCCCCUAUCCACUCAUUGCAAGUCAGAAAGGCCAAGGGCAGGCUCUAGCUGCUUCCUUCACCUGCACUUACAUGCGGUGAUCCCACCUUGUAUUUACACAGAUCUGUGCCUAGGAGUGGAGAGCAGAGAGCUAGAGUCAAAACCCAUGAAAUAUCCCACUGCUUAGAGUCCAUGCUGAAGUGGGAAACCAGGCCAGAAAGACUUUCUUGACUUAAGUGCUUAAAAAUACAAUCCUGAGCUAGGUGCAAGAGCACCUCUCAAGGCUGCCCCUAGUCAGUUAGGAGGGGAACUGGGCCUUAGUGCCAGCCCACAAGCCCAGCUGUGUUUUGGUUUUAUUUUGAUUUUUGUUUGGUUUUUUUACGGCACUAUCCCUUCAGGACCAAUGUCGGUGCCUGUUUAAUUGGGUUAAACGUCCCUAGAGUUGAGGAAAUGUGCAGCCUUGGUCUUCAGGAGGUCCUUGACCAACCCCUAGCUAUAGUCACUGUCCGCAGAGAUACCACAGCCCAGAAGCAAAAUUCCUCUUCAUGCUAGGCAACCAGAUAACGACAGAAAGGCGGACACUUCUGAGUACUUCUGAGACCAGCAGUUGAGGAAGGGGCUCAGACAGGAAGUAAGGUUUGUGUCUUGGCCAUUCAUUUGGCUUUGUUGUGAGGUACAGGGUGGGAGCAAGGAGCUAGAGUCUAAGUCAGACCCUCCUAGGCUGCCAUUAGCACCACACCGUUACCCUAGUCACGGCCAGCCUUGCUUGGUGGUCCAACCUGGAAAACUCCAGGAUGAGUUUUACUUCCAAGUCUCAGUCCUUCCCUCAUUAACAGUGUAGUUUCUUGUGCUGGACAACGCCACCUAUUAGUGCUGUGCUUCAGGCUCACCAGACGCCAAGUGGUGACACACCCUUCUGCACACAGGUACCACCACAAAGACUUCAGGGGAGACUCUCUGUCCUUAGAAUAUAACAGGGAAUCCCUUUCCUCUUGCCCUGACUGGAGAGGCAAGGAGGUGUUCUGAGCUGAGUGGCUACUGUUCCCAAAGCAGCUACCCUGUCAGGGUAGACAGAGGAGUGCAUUGGUGUCUCCAGGGACUGCUGCCUUUGUGCUGACUCUCUCCCUCCCUCCCACAGAGGCUUGGGAAGGAAAAUGAGCAGGCAGCAUCAAGAGCUGUUUGUAAUAGAAAGACAACUUGGUGGUAAUAGCACCCGCAGCUUGUGCAGAGGUCCAAGGCUUGAGCACCCACAAGGCUAUUCACGACCUCUGGCUGAAGCUCCAGGGGGUUUGUUGCCCUCUUCUGGCCUCUUCAGGCACCAAGCACUUACAUACGUGUAAGAAACACUCAUAAAAUAGAAAAUCCUUUUAAUAUUAAAAGCUGUUGGAAGUUAGAAGGCAGUCCUUAUUGAAGGAACACCUUGAAGAAAUUAGCUGGCGAAUCUUUUCCCUGCUGGAUCCUGUGUUCUGGAAGGUUAGUCAGGACAUCUCAUGGUGACAGCUAGUUCUAGGAGUGUGUGGGGUGGCAGGAAUGUCCUGGGAUACAAGGUGGCUUGACUUUGGAAUGUAAAAGUGACUGUGCCUUAGCAUCACCCUGCCCAGUGCCCCUGGGGCAGCCGGUGAUGUCCGCGAGAGUGGAUACCUGCUCCACAUUUUAGGUGCCUACUUGGCCUUUUGAUUUGGGGGUGUUCUCUGCUAGUCGGGUGUCAGAGCUAAUGUCCCAAGAGACUUGGCACAGCUUGUCCGUGUUCACCCAAGCUCAACCUUCACAGCCCCAAGUAGAAUCUGAUUGGCAAGCUGCAGCAGCAAGCUCAUGGCGCUUCCAUAGACACUGCUUUGAAUGGGAGUCACACAACUGACAGGAGCACCGGGCAGAGCUCCGUGCUGUCCUGGAACAGUGCAGGCUAGCCGCCAAGUGCCAAGCUUGGGCCUCAUUCCUCACUCUCCCCAGGUAGCUGAGGCCCUUGAGUAAGCGUGUGCUCCUGGCUGCUCACUGGUCAAGCAGCUAGAACUACCCAGACACAUCCAUUGUAGAUGCCAGGGUGGCAUUCUGAGCUUCCCAAACAUCUUAACCACAAGAGGGAGAACCCUGCUUGUGUCCCAGUCUCAUCUGUGGGCCGCUUGCCCUCCCUCUACCCUGAGUCAAUUCUAGUGAGCAUGGCUCCCUGGCUGCCUCCUCACACUGAGCAGAGCCAUCCCAGUUCAGGACCAUUUCUACUUGGAUCUCCACUCUCCCUCUGGACUCCAGAUGCCUCUUUAGCAGGAAAAGGCAUCCGUGGGUGGGAUAUAUUUAUGUGACUUCGGGCAUUUGUGGCUAUAGAGUCCUUGACCAUAAUGUUAUAUGUAAUGGGAACUAUCUUAUAAACUUGAAAAAAUAAAGUUUUUAUUUUCUAUA
This is a messenger RNA of Mus caroli (Ryukyu mouse), 5231 nucleotides long. It is a transcript of the gene Eya3, whose product is annotated as EYA transcriptional coactivator and phosphatase 3. Gene Ontology annotation, molecular function: protein tyrosine phosphatase activity. Gene Ontology annotation, cellular component: nucleus. NCBI's taxonomy places the organism in Eukaryota, Metazoa, Chordata, Mammalia, Rodentia, Muridae. The record is from RefSeq and is a predicted model, not a curated record. Gene Ontology annotation, biological process: cell differentiation; positive regulation of DNA repair; negative regulation of extrinsic apoptotic signaling pathway in absence of ligand.